Plenodomus lingam JN3 is the source of this 681-nucleotide messenger RNA. The record is from RefSeq and is a predicted model, not a curated record. NCBI's taxonomy places the organism in Eukaryota, Fungi, Ascomycota, Dothideomycetes, Pleosporales, Leptosphaeriaceae.
AUGCCCGACACUGCGGCCGUCGACCGGCCACCAGACGAACCGAAGCCCUUCCUCCCACUGCUGCUCUUCUCCUUUCUGAUGAACCUGUUCCUGCAUCUUACCUAUCCAGCUCCUUCGGCCGGCGAGGAUACCCGAGGCUACCUCCACGGUGGCUUGAUGAUCGACUUUAUCGGACAGCAAGGACCAACCAGUAAAUGGAAGCUGGGCGCACUCGACCUCUGCAUCUUGUUCCUGCAGCUGGCAAUGGUCUCCGUGCAUGUCAAGAGACGGCAUCUGAAGAAGCAGUUGGCAAGGCUGUCAACAGGCGGUUGCACAACCGCGCCUACGGAGGCAGUCGCCCGAGGACAAGACGCGGACGAUGAAGAGCGAGGCCUACUGCGCCGAACCGAUACUUUGUCAGACCUCGGGCUUGAUCUAGAUGGCGGCGAAGACGCAGAAGAAGAAGAGGACGCAUUGUUGCCGCCUGGUUCGUCGGAGAACAGGCAUGCAGAUGCCCUUGAUAUCUUGACCUCGGGCCAAUGCGUCAUUGGCCAUUUCACCCUCAUCGACACGCUGUUGCAGGAGAAUAAAAACUACUCUGCCUACCGCCUUACUCGCUCAGAAGCCGGGAUGAACGACAUGCCAGAGACCUUGCGCCGGCUCAACACUUUGCGCGCACGCUUUGGUGUCGGCGCUGGAUGA